AUUUGUUUAGUUCAGUGUAAGAUCGGAAUUUAUCACAUAAACCGCGGCGCAGGAGUGUAAUAAAGCCAUUUAAUAAAAACGAUAUUACACUAGACGAUAUUACACUAGUGUAAUAACACUUUGACGUCACGUCAUUUGCGCUAUAAACAUAGCGAUAAAGCGCGUUAAUGUUAGCGUUACACUAUAGGCGCGUCAAAGAAAAAUGACUCUUGAUAACAGUUUACCGUUCUUAUUUUAUAUAUGUGAUAAAUAGAAUAUUAUAUUCGUGUAGAUUCAAUACUAAAUUUAUUGAACUCGUUGAGUAAAACAAUAUUAUGCUCGCCAGAGGCUCGCAUAAUAUGAUUUUAUUCAACUCGUUCAAUAAAUUUAGUAUUAAACCUACACUCAUUCAAUAUCCUCUAUAUAUUUCACCGAGUGAGCACCAAAAGGUAUAUUUCACGAGUGGCGAAGCCACGAGUGAAAUAUGAACUUUUGGUGUUAACAAGGUGAAAUAUAUUUCGAUCUUACCCUAAACUAAACACAUUUUCUUUUUAUUAUAUGCAAAGAAACGUUUUAAAAAGACAUUAAAUCUAAUACUGAAUGAAAGGCGCGCAAAAUAAUAAUACAACGUGACGUUAUUUAAGACGUCACGUCAUUAAGUUGGUACCCAGUACUGUGCACGCUGGUAUUUCACUAAAACAACGUAAGGGGCUUAAAUUCAAAACAGUGAAAUUAUCAAAGUGGUAAUUUCACUGUUUCAAACAGUGAAAUUACCAGUUUUAUAUCACUGAUAUAUUUCUAUAAACCACCGAAAAGCAUGUAAUAAAUAUCGUUAUUACACGCAAUUUAAUAAUGAUACAGACGGUCGACCUCUCCGGUCUCCGAUCGUCACCGGUCUCCAAAGACCGAUUUUUGUCAACUACAUUGUAUAUUCUCGAUACAAACGUUUUAGUUUUUUUUUUGUUAAAUGAAAUAUCUUAAAAUUAUUACAAAUCCCCUCCCACAGAAAACAAUUGUAACUUGUGCCUUUAUUACUAAUAAGUUAUUUUUGAUUUCCUGUUAUAGUUUUCAAAAUAUUUUCAUGGGCAUACUUGUAUUGUUAAACACUUUGUAUUUAAUUGUUUACAUUUUGCUUCUUUUAUGGCAAAUUACCUCACCUUCAGCGCUACUAACUCACGUUUGUACAUUCUAAAGAAGAAGAAAAUAUUCGUUUCUGAGACAUAGUGUGCAUAUGAGUUAGUGUAAAGAAGAUGUAUUUAAUAAUGUGAUUAACAAAGAAAAGCGCUGUUAAUGUAUUGCAAUCUUUCAAUAUCAAACUAUAGGAAAGUUAGGAAGGGGUCUGUGGGCAAAAAAAUGAACUAAUCUUUAGGUGUUGAAUUAUUUGAAUUAUGAAUCACUCCGGAUGUUCGGAUAUUAUUAUAAUAAACAAAUACAUUUAUAUCUUUUACGGAGAAUCAAGUCAUGUUUCAACAUGUAGUAUUGGCUUUUUUUUUUUAUCUUUGUAUAGGUUUAAUUUGUUGUUAAGUGUAACGCACUUGUUACUUUUAAAUAAAGUCCUAGAAAGCGGUCAACAUCAUCAAGAAAUUAUUUCUUUUUAAAUACUUAAUGUUAUGUUUUUAUUUUUGUUUUAUUUAUUGUGUUGAAUUAAGAGUGAUAUUAGACAGUUUAAAAUACGUACCAUUAUGACUGAAAGAAAUAUAGGAUAUUUGAUUCAUUAAUCAAUAAUUUGUGUUUUCUUUGUAAAUGAUUUAGAUUUUCAGUUCAUUCCAGAAUACGUUAGAAAUAUAGAACAGUUACUAUUUUGGAGUAUCAACUCUAAAAGAAUUCCAACAACAAAGUAGAAAUGAAAAGAUUACGGCAUUCACUCAGACGAAUUAAAAACGAGUCAGUUAAUGGGCAGAACUGCCCAGGAAAACCAAGACCGUCUGAUGUCCUGUCCGAUACAGUUACAUUAUCAUGGAGAAACCCUUCGAAAUUUGGAAGUGAUGACUACUAUCAGGUCAGUUAUAAAGAUCUCGACAACGGAAAAAAGUGGAGUUUUUAUCAAGAUGAAUUCAAUUCUUCAACUGCUGUUCUUUGUAAUCUUAAGUCGAAUACACGAUUUAUUUUUCGAGUCCGUGUGGUGUAUCAGAAUGGCGAGGGUCCAUACAGUAACGAAAGCGAUAUUAUACGUACAUUAGAUUCUCCAGCCUCACGAAUUGUACAGAUGUCUGCUUUGAACGAGAAAGGAAGUCCAUCACCGUCAAUUUAUGCAUUGCCAGUAACUGAAGUAAGAGAAGCAAGAAAUGAAAUUGCAAAAACAAAGAAAUUUGAACUCGGUUCACUUCCAAGAGACACUGGGAUCACAAAAACAAUUAUGCUGGUUGGUGAAACUGGGACAGGAAAAAGCACAUUCGUAGAUGGAUUAGUGAACUAUGUUUUAGGAGUCAAAUGGGAUGAUCCGUUCAGAUUUACUGCAAUAGAUUUGGAGCAAGAAGAAAAAGACAAACAGAGAAAUCAAGCUCUAAGCCAAACAGAAUGGAUUACAUGUUACAAGCUUUACCCUGAAAAGGGUAGCCGUGUAAAGUACUCGAUAAAUAUAAUUGAUACGCCUGGCUUUGGAGAUACAAGAGGUCUAGAAAAAGAUCAAGAAAUCGUUGAACAAAUCAGAAAAUUAUUUUCUUACAAAGAGCCAAUAGGUGUUUUAUUCAUAGAUGCUGUUUGUUUCCUAGUCAAAGCUCCGGAUGCUCGUCUUACUGCAAUUCAAAAUUACAUUUUUCAAUCAAUUAUGUCGCUGUUUGGCAGAGACAUUGAAGAUAACAUUUGCUCUCUUAUUACCUUUGCUGAUGGAAUUGAUCCGCCAGUGUUGCAUGCAAUGAAAGAAUCUAAUUUGCCGUUUGGCAAGAGUUUCACUUUCAAUAACUCCGGUCUGUUUUCAAAAAAUGUAGAACUCAGUUCUCAUAGUUUAUCCCCGAUGUUUUGGGAUAUGGGAUUGAAAAGUUUUGGCGCUUUCUUUGACCACUUAGAACAAUUGGAAACGAAAAGUCUUCAACUGACAAAAUAUGUUCUUGAUGAACGUGCCCGCCUAGAAGCAACGAUUAAGAACUUGCUUCCGUUUCUUGACGUAGGACUUUCCAAAGUUAGAAACAUGCAACAGGAAAAAGAGGUGUUUGAGCAAAAUAUGUCCUUGAUAAAGGACAACAAAGAUUUUGAAUACGAAGUAGAAGAAACAGAACAAAAGAAAUAUAACUUACCUCGUGGCCAACAUGUUACUAACUGUACGCAUUGCCAUUUCACAUGCCACGAAAAUUGUGCCCUGCCUGAUAACAAAGCAAAAAAGGGAUGCAUUGCGAUGGGAAAAGACGGAAAUUGUAAGAUAUGCCCUGAAAAAUGUUACUGGAAGAAACAUGCAAACUCACAAAUUAUAUUUAAAUAUGUUACUGUGAAAAAAAAGAAAACAUAUAAAGAAAUGCAAAUAAAAUAUAGAAAGGCAACGGGAACAGUGCUGUCACAAGAACAGAUAGUAAAAAGGCUUGAAGAAGAAAUAAAUGCUCACAUACAGGAUGUUGACGACAUGUUGUCAGCAAUGAAAGUCUGCAAUGAACGCUUAAAUGAAAUUGCACUUAGACCGAAUCCCUUAACAAAGACAGAACACAUUGACUUGAUGAUAGAGAACGAGAAGCGAGAAAAAAAAGUAGGGUUCAGCCAGCGGAUUAACGUCCUAGAAGACUUUAAGAGAAGAGCCCAGAUAUCUAUGAAGGCAGAGAACUUUCGAAAAGAAGCUUAUUCCGCCUUAGAUACGCCCCCUUUGCAGCUCACUGAAAACACUCGCGUUAAGAAAGUGAGCGAUAGUGGAACAUUCGACCAAUUCGCAAGAGGUUACGUCUUAGAUUGCGUUGAAACAGUUACAGAUAUAAAUGUUAAAUCUAUAAUUUGGAAAUGCAGGUCAUGGAUAAGCAAUCAAGACAAUAAUUGAUAUUUAUAUAUUGUUAUGUUGUAUAUUCAAUCUAUUCUUCUUUUUAUUAUAACCAUUUAAUUCAUGUUGUUAAGACCAGAGCUGAAGUGACAAUCCUAGGUAUCAGAGAGGCAUGAUCAUAUAUAUAAUAUAGCAUUAAUGAAUAUCAAGUAAAGGGAAGUAAUCCCAUUAGCUGUACAACUAAACAUGCACAGAGUUAUCUAAUCUUGAUAUCAUAACAUAUAUCAAAACAAUUGAAUCCAAACAGAAUCCUAUUUUUUUACUUCUUCGUAACAUGAGGUGUAUACGUGCACACCCAUCUUUUCGUUAUUUUAAUGCUAUCAUUAUUUUCUAUGGUUAGCAGAAACGAAGCUUUAUUUACUAUAAAACUGACAGUACAUUUUUAACUAAACUGUUAUUUUAGCUUCGCCUGAUAUCGUAUGAUAUUUUAAAGUUGAUAUGAUAUUAAUUACAAAAUAAUCUAUUGAGAAUAAAAGUGCUACAAGACUGACAUUGUUUACUUGUCCGUUUUGAUAGUUAAACAAUGUAUAUAUUAAAUGUGUAAUACAUCGUUUUAGAUACAAGGAGAAAAAACUACCGAUUUACAUCAGUUGUGCUUGCGUGUGCGUGCGUGCGUGCGUGUGUGUGUGUGUGUGUGUGUGUGUGUGUGUGCGUGUGCGUGCGUGUGUGCGCGCAUGCAUGUCAAUAACAUAUAUGACUUAUUUUAAUAUGCAAUGAGACGAGUAGCUAUUAAUCCAUAUUCAACUAUUGUUGUUUUCUAUGUAACUUAAUAUAGUAUUGUUUUAUAAAAGAACAUAGACAAUCGAUGCAUAAAUAAACAAAUUAUCCAAGAUUAGAUGAGUACACUUGAUAAACCCUCGUCAACUUACUAUAAUAUCCUCAGUAAGAUAAUUUGGUUUAUAAACUUGUCGCAAUUGUACAUAUAAUUGUAUCAUAACUAGUUGAAAUAACAAUGAUUUAUCGAAA
Messenger RNA from Ruditapes philippinarum (Manila clam), 4900 nucleotides. RefSeq lists its product as uncharacterized. Bases 1823 to 3934 code for a protein of 703 amino acids. The record is from RefSeq and is a predicted model, not a curated record. Gene Ontology annotation, molecular function: GTP binding; protein binding. The transcript is spliced from 5 exons. NCBI's taxonomy places the organism in Eukaryota, Metazoa, Mollusca, Bivalvia, Venerida, Veneridae.